AUGUCAGCAACAAACUAUCCAAAUGUAUUUAUGCUACGGCAGACCAAUCAGCUGCGGGGAUUGUACACCAUUAUUCGUGAUAAAAAUACAAAGCGUGGAGAUUUCGUCUUUUAUAGUGACAGAAUCAUGAGGUUACUGGUGGAAGAAGGUUUGAACCAAUUGCCAGUGAAACCAACAACAGUUAAGACUUCACAGGGUCAUGAGGUCGAGGGUUUCUCCUUUGAGGGCAAAAUUUGUGGUGUUUCGAUUAUAAGAGCUGGUGAAUCAAUGGAACAAGGGUUAAGGGAUUGCUGUAGAUCGGUGAGAAUUGGUAAGAUAUUGAUUCAAAGAGAUGAAGAGACAGCUCAACCUAAGCUGUUUUAUUCCAAACUUCCUGACGAUAUUAGUGAACGUUAUGUUUUCUUACUAGACCCAAUGCUGGCUACUGGAGGUUCUGCCAUGAUGGCUGUGGAUGUUCUUUUGAAAAAAGGUGUCAAGCAAGAAAGAAUCUUGUUUUUGAACUUGCUGGCUGCCCCUGAGGGCAUUGAGGCCUUUUAUAAGAAGUAUCCAAACGUCAAGAUCAUAACUGGAGUAAUUGACCAAGGUCUGGAUGAGAACAAGUUUGUCGUCCCUGGUUUGGGUGACUUUGGUGAUAGGUAUUAUUGUAUUUAG
Molecule: messenger RNA, 651 nt
Organism: Komagataella phaffii GS115
Lineage: Eukaryota; Fungi; Ascomycota; Pichiomycetes; Pichiales; Pichiaceae
Product: Uracil phosphoribosyltransferase, synthesizes UMP from uracil
Exons: 1
Coding region: 1-651 (216 amino acids)
Source: RefSeq, a predicted model, not a curated record